AGCAGCUACAGGAAAGCUUUCACAUUGAUUCAUGGCUGGUGUUAGAGUUGAGCUGCUGGUAGUCCUGACUGCGGCUCUGCUGGUUUCAGUAGAGGGAUGGGCGCGGAUCAAGAAAGUUCAGCGUACUAAUGUUUAUGAGAGUCGCCAGCGGUCUGAACCACGAAGUGUUACCUUGCCAGGUGACAGCAGGGAGGACGAUGAUGGUGAAGAUGCAGUUCUUGAGGAUUCAUUACUUCAAGUUGAAGGUGCCACCAACAGUGGAAACUUCUACAAUUUUGCCAACGGAGACCAGACUAACGCAGUAGAUUCUAGUCCAAGAACAUGGCGCAGAGGUACUGAUGGUGGCUUCCAGAUGGAAUUUGACAAUAUCCCUUCAAGGAGCCACACCAGCAGUACCAGUCAGCGUCAGACUGGGAUAAAUGUGGUUUGCAGUGACGUUGGCUUCCAAAUUACUCUGCCGACAGGUUCAUUAAGUGAGGUUAAAGUUGUGGGCUCAAAGGACUUGCUGUCCGUUAUGGAUGCUCCAGAGUCUUGUGGUUAUGAAGUGAACCCUCUGACUAACACCUUGGCUGUACCCUUCACCGGGUGCUAUGUGAAACGGAAUGACCUCUACAGCCUGCAGUUGUUGUAUGUCAACGAGUUUGAUCAGACACAAGUUGCUACUGCAUCUUGUGAGAGGAGUCUGAAGUUGGACCCAGGUUGUGGCAUCCCCACAGGGGAGCAGGUGACUUGUGGCCAGUCAGGAAUAUCGUCCUCAGACUGUAAAAUGAUGGGAUGCUGUGUGGAUUCUUCUACAUCUGCCUGCUACUACCCAAUGGAUGAGUGCACUGUCGAUCAACACUUUGUGUUCGCCAUUCGUGCCAACUCUGCAUCCAUCCCUGUGGACCCCACAAAGCUUGUUAUUACUGGGAGUACAAACUGUAAACCAGUCAUUGUCAACGACAAAGUUGCCAUCUUUAAGUUCAACGUUACAGAAUGUGGAGUUCAUGCUUAUGAAGUUGGUGAGACGAUGAUCUACCUGGCUGAAGUGCAGACUGUCGUCCAAUCUCUAACCCUCCAGUAUGGCGUAAUUACAACACGUGAUCCGCUCAGGUUCAUGGUUGAGUGUCGCUAUAGCAAAGCAGGCGUUGCUCUGCAGUCACUAGCCAGCGCUGGCUACAUGGUGAAGACCCCGAGUUCCAGCUUGCCAUCAGCGGUCCUCUCUAAUGGCUUGUAUGCUGUUGACUUGAGAAUUGCUAAAGAUCAGACGUAUUCAAGCUACUUGCCCACAAACAAUCGGCCUUUGCGACUGCUGCUUGGCAAUCCAGUCUAUCUUGAGCUGCGCCUGAUCUCUCCAAAACCAGAUGCGGUAAUCCUCGUCAACUACUGUGUAGCUUACCCUCGCUCUGCAAGGAAUGCUCUGGUGCUUAUUUAUGAAGGGUGUCCCAACCUUUAUGCUCCAAAUGUGUCGGUCCUUAAAAUCAUUGACUCCACAAAUCGUCACCAGAGGCGGCUCGUGAUUGAAGCGUUCCAGUUUAUUGUUCAAAAGACAAACCGAUACCUUGAUGAAGAAAUCUAUUUCAUGUGCUCUACAGAAGUGUGUUUUGAAGCAGAUAGGCCAUGUGAACAACGGUGCUUUGAUGGAAAGGCACCAUAAGGAUGCUGCAGAAGACUUAUGAAGAUAAAGGGGGGGAUGGAAUAAAUGAACCAUUUUAUAACACAG
Molecule: messenger RNA, 1702 nt
Organism: Micropterus dolomieu (smallmouth bass)
Lineage: Eukaryota; Metazoa; Chordata; Actinopteri; Centrarchiformes; Centrarchidae
Product: zona pellucida sperm-binding protein 4-like
Exons: 12
Coding region: 32-1636 (534 amino acids)
Biological process (GO): prevention of polyspermy; binding of sperm to zona pellucida
Cellular component (GO): egg coat
Molecular function (GO): acrosin binding; structural constituent of egg coat
Source: RefSeq, a predicted model, not a curated record